Molecule: messenger RNA, 3295 nt
Organism: Haliotis rufescens (red abalone)
Lineage: Eukaryota; Metazoa; Mollusca; Gastropoda; Lepetellida; Haliotidae
Product: RING finger protein 32-like
Exons: 9
Coding region: 42-1328 (428 amino acids)
Molecular function (GO): protein binding
Source: RefSeq, a predicted model, not a curated record
UCCGGUACGAUGCACACACCCGCAUCACAACACCGCAUAUAAUGGAUCCAAAGUCAUACAAAACGUCCAAGGAUCGCCACACAAAGGGUGGCAGUGACAAUCUGGCACUGACUGCUGUAGCACUACAAGAUCACUGGUCACGGACGCUGUCACUAGGUGUAACCCACGGCCCCCGCAGUGUGGGGCUCGGUCCAGCAGCUAGGGCCAAGCAGAGGAAAUGUGUCAGGCCUGUUAUUGACACAGGGAGAUUUAGGCAAAAAGCAAAGAAAGCUUCUAAACCAGAAGUGGAAGAAGAAUAUGUCUUAGAUGCCAAACCUCCUCCACUGACCUUGGCACAGAAGUUUGGCCUGGUGGAUGCGCCGGACCAGCCACUGUCAGAAGCAGAGUGGAAGAAUGUCAAGGAGAAAUCUAACAAACGAGAUGACUCUCACCAGCCCUGUGUUAUCUGUAAAGAAGACUUUGGACUUCAGGAACAGGUUCUGCUUUCCUGUACCCAUGUAUUUCACCGGGCAUGUCUACAAGCUUUUGAGAGGUUUACUGGGAAGAAGACAUGUCCCAUGUGUCGACGUGAACAGUAUCAGACUAGACUUAUACACGAGGGCGCCAAGCUUCACAGACUCACCUGCGUCACUAGGAUUCAAGCAGCAUGGCGCGGCUAUGUUGUUCGAUGUUGGUACCGUAAACUGAGGGAGACACAUCCACCAACUGAUCCCAAACUCAGAAAGAAAUUCUUUGAGGACAAGCUGCAGACAAUCACAGACCGAAUGGUGCGAUCAUGUGACUUUAAUGUCGGGGACUUCCUGUCAGAGAUUGACAGAAGUCUGAAAGCAAGUCGUGAUGUGUUCCGAAACUUUGACGCAAUGUUCACCCAGAUCACAGAGGAGGAAUGGGACAAGAUACAACUAAAGGCUGUCGAGCGCGGUCAUGGCGACUGCCCAAUCUGCCUGACAUCCCUCAAGACCAAAGGACUCACAACUGAGACUCAAGAAGCCAAGAACACAACGUCAAAAGGAAGAAAAACUCCCAGAAAAAAACAAAAUCCAUUACUAAUACUUCAGAACUAUCCAUUGCCUAAAUCAAAACCUGGAAAUAUCCAAGAAAGCCUGAGUAUGAACAGUGUUGAGACUGGGACUUCUCCUCGAGUGACUGAUCCUGAAGCAGGUCCUGGAGGUGACAGGAGUAGUCGGACCACGGUGUUGUUGUCCUGUUCCCACGUGUUCCAUGAGACGUGUCUCGACAUGCUAGAGCACCUGGCUAUGGGGGAGAUCAAGAGGACCUGUCCUGUGUGUCGCACUGCGUACCAGAAGAAAGUCAUACAUCUAGCAUGACAAUGGGGCAGACACCAUGAACUGAAUCCACAAUUCACUUCUGACUAGUUGUCUAUGUAACAUCCGGGGAGACAACUACUGCUAGUCCUUACAACUUUCAGUAAUCAUUAGUAGUCUAAAACGUCACAGACUAUUCAUUGGCUGUGAAGAACUCGUGGUUGUGGGAUCUGCACAUGUACAAACCAGUCACUCCACACCAUUUGUGUUAGGGAAAGGGGGGAGGUUUAAACCAUCAGUGACAAAAGACCAUCAACUUAUGGAAGAAUAUUUUUAGCUGGAUUAUCUGAAAGUCGUAAGAACUAGGCUCUCCCUUGGUAACACGUUUGUCCCAGGACCCCCCAAUAGUAGUCGCUAACAACAGGUAUAGGGCGUUGGGAACCUCAAGGGGCGUGUUUCUUCCAGCGUCAGUACCUCAAUGUAUUGUCACUGUUUCCUGAUUGUGACACCUGACAGAAAUGAAAUGUUCAUAUUUUAGGAUCCCAGUCCUUGUAAUAACCCAAAUACAAAUUGGAGAUUAUAGAGAUUCCUUAUGCAUGUUACAGAUCAAAAUACAUACUAUGGAAGAAAAGCUCAACAUGACCAGUCAUGUGGAACAGUCAUGUUGCAGUUCAGAUCAAAACACUUCAGUAGAUGAAUACUCAUAGGUACUGCAUUUCUAUAUAGCUUAUGACCAGUGCCAAAAUAUACUAGUAUACAAGAAACAGAUAUUGUGGCCAAAGUGAUGUUGACAGGCUGUAGACUUAGCAUAUCAUGACAGUGAAAGUUGGAGACUGUUAGCAAGGGUUUGAAACUUGUGUUGUCAUUAGUCCUUAGGAUGAUAUAAGUUGUACUAGAUUGUAUUGUUUCUAUUGAUACAUAACUAUCAUAUAUUUGGUUGAGACUGUACAACUAGUGCUGGUUUCUAACAAUCAAGUCAUGUGCAGUGUACACUCAUAAGGCCACUUUAUAGAACAGCCCAAGUGGAAUGUGGCUUAUGUAUUGUUCCAAGAGUGUAGCGCCUUACGAUUUUUGUGAUUGCCAAAAUAUCACUUUUCUUCUUUUCCUUCAUAGUGCAACAAGAAGUCAAUAUGUUUCUCUAUGAAUAUGAUCGUUAAUGAAAAUUAGCAUGUUGGUUACAUCUUGUGUGUACAUUAUUCCAGUUAGACUUGAUACAUUUUACAGUUGUGGUUUGGAAAAUGACAUUUUAGUCCAUUAUUGUGCCAUUCCUGUGUGAGUUCUUUAUUUAAUGUCAGGUGUGUUUCACUAUUGUCCGUGUGUCACUGUGUAUUUUGAACUUUGGCUCAUGUAUGAUCAUCGACCUUCAUAUCACACUGGGGCGGUCAAGUAGCCUAGUGGUUAAAGCGUUUGCUCGUCACCCCAAAGACCCGGGUUCGAUUCAUGACAUGGGUACAAUGUGUGAAGCCUAUUUCUGGUGUCCCCCGCCGUGAUAUUGCUGGAAUAUUGCUAACAGCGGCGUAAAAUCAUACUCACUCACUCAUAUCACACUACUCUCUGUUUCAUGUAUAUCAUAGUGUCUUUAUAUCUUCCAAGCUAUACUGUCUUUACAAACAGAUUCACUGUGUUCAAAUGGGUAGUGAACUCUGUCUGUUUGUACAUCUCAGUGCCAUUACAAACUAUUUGAGCUAAACACAAGUAUACUGAGCACAUGAUUCAUAAAUGUUGACAUUGAGUAAAGUAGGGAAGAUGAGCUUUCUGCAUGAAUGGUCAAUACUCUUGUUCUUGAGUUACUUGUGUAUACUGAAAUUAUAAAGUGACUCUGACAAAAUUGUGUUAGCCAUCUUUCAUUCUUUCCGGGACAUGAACAACUAACAGGACAUGAAUUUAGGGAAUAUGAGAGUGGCUGCAAGAAUAUAUGACCAGUGAGCACAGACGUUUUUGUUAUAUGAAAACUAUGUGUCUGCCUUACAGUGGGUAGCAGUAGAUGAAUUGCUCCUUGUUUUGGUAACAAAGCAUAUGGUAUAACUGCA